Messenger RNA from Cercospora beticola, 1018 nucleotides. It is a transcript of the gene OPI10, whose product is annotated as Opi10p. Gene Ontology annotation, biological process: protein import into nucleus. Lineage: Eukaryota; Fungi; Ascomycota; Dothideomycetes; Mycosphaerellales; Mycosphaerellaceae. Gene Ontology annotation, molecular function: nuclear import signal receptor activity. Gene Ontology annotation, cellular component: nucleus; cytosol. The record is from RefSeq and is a predicted model, not a curated record.
GUUUUUCUCGACGCUAUACAUGACUAUCGAGCUACACCUAGCGUGUCUACUGUAUACAACACCAUAGAUUAAUACUCAAGAUGUCAGUUCCAUUCGGCAUUAUCAUCUCUGGUCGACCGGUCGAUGUUUCACCACAAGCGAUUACGGAAGCCCAAUAUGCCUUCCGGAUACCGCCUGCACCAGCAUUCAGCCAUAUCGUGGUCUUCCUUUUACCAGGGAUAACUCUUCCUUCCGGGACGGCAGCCUCUGUAUAUGUGCAAAUACCGCCCUCACAAGAGUUCAAGCUAUUGGGAGCUAUCGGACCCGGCAAAGAAAGCGCAAUCUUCAAAAUUUCCGGUCUGAAAUCUGCUACCAACGUCAACCAAAAUGCUAUGCUGGAUGAUCCUACGGCGCAAACCGGAGCUGUACCUCAAGGCGAUGUAGUGAUCGGCGUGUCGAUUGAGCCAGAAGCACAAGUAGCAGCUCAGCUUGCUACUCUGCAAAGCGGCGGUCACUCCAACAAUGCUCAACUGUCCUCAGCGCUGGUCAAGCUAGGGAGCAGUCCAGAAGGGAAGGCCACCACGAAAGUUCUUGCACAGAGAAUUAUUGGCAAUGCUUUCAAUUUCCUCGCGAGCUUCGGCAGUGAUACUGUACCUCUAAAGGCUUUCCAAGACUGGUGGCAGAAAUUCGAAAAGAAAAUCGACCUGGACCCAUCGUUCCUGGAACGGGAAGGCGCGGAGUGACGCGACUAGGCUGUUGUUCAUGAUGGAUCAGCAAUGCUUUGAGAAGCUACUACCAUAUAUUUAUGAGCGAAAAGCGUCAUCGCUAGCCUGACUUUGAAGCAAGAGGCAUGCCCUCUUUCCAGGGCAUAGCUGAGCAGCAUGAUCUAGCGAACAUACUAGCAGGACCACAGGACUCUCGCGACAGUCCGCACGGCAUCCCGAAACUCACACAACAAGCAAAACAACCAAUUCUUCCUUGCCAAUUAGAUCUGACUGUCGUGUGGGGGAAAUAUCCUUCGCCAUUUUGAUGAGAACGC